Oncorhynchus tshawytscha (Chinook salmon) is the source of this 2226-nucleotide messenger RNA. RefSeq lists its product as uncharacterized. Lineage: Eukaryota; Metazoa; Chordata; Actinopteri; Salmoniformes; Salmonidae. The coding region runs from base 626 to 1297 and encodes 223 amino acids. Gene Ontology annotation, molecular function: sodium channel regulator activity. The transcript is spliced from 6 exons. Gene Ontology annotation, biological process: cardiac muscle cell action potential involved in contraction; regulation of heart rate by cardiac conduction; sodium ion transport. The record is from RefSeq and is a predicted model, not a curated record. Gene Ontology annotation, cellular component: voltage-gated sodium channel complex.
AAGAAAAAACAAUUUAAUUGAUUGAUAAAAUAAGAAUAGAUUGUUGGUUAAAACAAAGCUUAAUUAAAAACAGCCCCAUAUGGUAUUAGUUGGCGAUGAUUUGCAUUAGAAAGGUUUGGUUGGCUUGGCUAUCAUGCAAUAAUACUACAUUGAUUUCAACUUCUCUUUCGCCUUGGCCUGGGUGCGCUAAAACUGUUGGACAUUCAAGACAGGCAUGUAUUCACACGAUCUAAAAAUAGCAUUGUAAAAUACGAACUCAUACUGUGUAGACUAGACUGUAGCCUGAAAACUGCAUCGAUAGCUUCUGUAUUGUUAUUAUUCGCGUAGUUUGAGGCAAAUGAAUAAGUAAUAGACUCCGAUUAAUUGAUAGAGAUCAUACAUCAACUUCAAUCCGUUUUUAUCUGAACAGUUAUCAAUUGGAAAUGUCAAACCAACCCUGAUUAAGCGGAAAUCAGAACAUGCCAGAAUAAAGUGGGAAAGUAUUGAUUAACAAUGGCGAAGUUAACAACAUAGCAACCCAUUGGAAAUUAGUUCACUCCGUUUCAUGCAAGGAGAAACUCGUGGGGAGUAAAGCAAGAAAAUAAUUGUAUUCUAUUCAUUUGCUGGCAAGAGUUUUGGAAGAAAAAUGAUACAACAGUUAUUAUCGUCACUCCUGGUCUUUGUUCUUUGUGUGCCACAUUGUCAUGGGGGCUGUGCAGAGGUGGACUCCAUGACAGAGGCAGUGGCCGGGGAGAGCUUCCUCAUGGGCUGCAUCUCCUGUAAGAGGAGAGAGGAGGUCCAGGCCCAAACCACGGUUGACUGGCACUUCAGAGCCACAGGAGAGGAGGAGUAUAUCCACAUCUUUCACUAUGACCACCCACACCCCAACACCCUCCACGAGGAAUUUAAUGACCGGCUAGAGUGGCAAGGAACAAUGGGGAGUAAGGAUGUACAGAUAGGAGCCAUCUUCAUUCACAACGUCACAUUUAAUGACACAGGCACCUACCGUUGCACCUUCCAGCGCACCCUCUUCCUCCCAUUGGAUAAUGAAUAUAUCACAGUGGAAAAGGAGGUGGAGCUUACUGUGGUGGCCGAAGCCAAUCGGGAGCUGUUGUCGGUGGUGUCAGAGAUCAUGAUGUACGUGCUAAUUGUGGUGCUGCAGCUGUGGAUGAUCGUGGUGCUGAUCCACUGCUACAACAAGAUCUGGUCUGAACAUGAGGCACGGGAUGCCCGCAAAGCCCUGAGGGCCCAAAAACUGGCCCUAAUAAAAGAACCUUUAGACUCAAAGGACAAUUGUGACGGAGUGCUUCUGGAGUGACUUGUUUCAGUAAACAUCAAAGGUGGAGAACUGUCACAAGCAACUGUUACCACUACACUACAAGGCUAUUAUAUCAUAGAAAUAGAAUUUGAAUGUCUUAGCAUAGUGUGUAACACAUGCAGUUUACAAUGUACUUGAUUUACUGUACGAGGUAGUUGCAGCUGGUGUGAGUGGUGAUUAGAUUAACAGGUGGUGCCGAAUAGCCUUAGUGUGUCAGCUCAACAGAGAAUGUCAUCACGUGAUGGAUCAACAGUUCUGACAAAGCUCUGAUUACAGAUGGUUCCACCUGAGCUACAUAGAACGCUUUGGCAGGAACAACCGUGCAUCUACAUAGGUCUCAUCUGCAACCAUGUUAUUACAGAUUUUUUUAAAUCGCUAUUUUCACAAGUAUGUGGUACAUUUUCACAAUUCUUAGAACAAAAUACCAAACUGGUCACACUUGUAAUGCAGCAAGUCUUUCAUUCAAAACCUGUCAUUAUGCAUUCAUUUGGAUUAUAAACAUCUCUCACCACUCAACCAUUGAUUCAAGUUUAUUGUGAAAUGUAAUGAGAAUUGGUUUCAAAUCACCGAAACACAACAAUAUCUUUUCAAAUUAGUUGUUUUAAUUACCAGUUAAUCCAAUAGCAAACAAUGCAAGAUAAGGUGUUUCAAAUCACCCUUAGAAGUUCUGAAAGUAAUAUGUUACAGUACUGUUAAUUACAGUAGAUUCACAGUUUUCACAUUAGGCAAUACACUUACAGUACCCAACAAAAUUGGCAGAAAAUGUAUCCAAUGUGUGAUCAAAGGUGUGAUCAAUGAAAACAUCCUCUACAAUCAUUCAUGCACAUUAAAAAAUAUAUAUAAUUGCAACAUAGGUGUACUGUCUGUAAUCAAAUGUAAGAAAUUAAAUUAAAAUAAAACAAAGUUUAGCAUGCAUUAAUUUGCAUCAA